Messenger RNA from Porites lobata, 13805 nucleotides. Lineage: Eukaryota; Metazoa; Cnidaria; Anthozoa; Scleractinia; Poritidae. The record is from the annotation of a GenBank genome assembly.
AUGAAGAUGUUGAAGAAGAGGAAGAAAUAUUUUCCAUUUUAUGGGAUUUUGGUGGACAGUCCGUUUACUAUGCCACCCACCCAAUCUUUCUAACAGAGAAAGCGAUCUACAUUUUAGCUUGCGACCUAAGUCGUAAUCCCCACGACAAAGCAGACACUCUAGUCAGAAAAGGACUCUAUAGGAACAAAGAAGACAUUUGCAACAAGACAAACCUAGACUACCUUGAUUUUUGGCUGUCAUCUGUGUAUUCUUUGGUCGGUCCAGAUGCUAUUGGCCAGGACACCUCUCCGUCAGACACCACAACUGCGAGAUUGCCCCCAGUUUUUUUUGUGUGUACUCACGCCGAUGAACCCUACUGUAGUACCACUGAUCCUAGAGAUCUGGCGGUCGAUAUCUAUGGAUUUCUCCGAAGCAAGCCUUAUAAAAGCCAUUUGUUUAAGGAUGUUUUUGUUGUCGACAACACGAAAUCAGGAAGCCGAAAUGGUUGUCCAGAGGUAACACGCCUCAGAGAAAAGUUGUUGUCUGUUGCCCAAGGUCUUCCUCAGCUGAAGGAGGCAAUCCCAUUAAAGUGGUUAAAGUUUGAAAAUAUUCUUCGGCUGUUACGUGAAGACAAUUGCAAAUUGAUGGCCAUUGGCGAAGCUAGGCAGAUUGCCACUGAUAAGUGCGGGAUCGAGCACGAUGAACAGUUUCGGACUAUGCUUGACUUUUUGCAUGAUCAAAAGGUUCUGAUUCAUUUUAACGAAACACAACUAAACAACUUAGUGAUUUUGGACCCCCAGUGGCUCAUUGAUAUCUUCAAGAAGGUAAUCACUAUUAGGCGUUACGAGUAUACAGAAGACAACGUUGAACGGUUUUGGCUCAAGCUGCAGGAGACUGGUAUCCUAGAUGAAAGGCUUCUGGAUCACGAGUGGAAACAUUUGAUUGAUAAAUACAGUAAAGAAACCUGUGGGAGCCUUAUCACGAUAAUGGAGAGAUUCAGCUUGCUCUGUCCCUGGCCAUCUGACGGGGAAAACAUACAAUACCUUGUACCAUCCAUGUUGAUGUCUCCCCCUACAAAUGAAGUCUUGGAGCUCCUUGCUUCUGUGAGAACGCCUUCACUUUUUGUGAGGUUUGAAGUAGGCCGAGUGCCUCCAGGCUUGUUCACACGACUAGUACUCCAGUUUUACCAAUGGUGUCACGAAGAGUGGAAGAGUCAGAAACAACCAGAGCUGUUCAGAAACUUUGCUCAGUUCCACAUCCUUCCUGAUGAAGGAACCUCUGCCAUUAUCAUGUGCCAUUCUUCCUCUAUCGAAAUCAUUAUUCACGAUGGAAGCAGUAUUUCGGAAGCGAUAUUAACAGAUGUAACUGGUUUUAAUCCUGGUCUGACCACAAGUCGUAAAAUACAUUGGCAACUGAGACUGAUUCUCGAGUGUAUGCGCAGAGAGUUUAGCUGGCUGAAGAACAUGAAAUACGAAAUGUGCAUCUGUUGUCCAGUGUGUUCGCAGAAAGGUUCUCCAAAAUGUCUUUCUCAUGACGUGCGCGGCUGUGAGUGUCUUCACUUGUUGUCAGAAUCCGAGCUGCUACAAUGUCAAUACUGCACCCAACCUGGUUUGCGUGGAGAUUGCAGAAUUUGCAUCAAAAUGUUUGCACCUUGGUUUUCAUUUGCAGGCCCUAAAGAGGGCAGGACUCCAGUUAAUCAGGUGGGUUUCUAUCUGUGUACAUCAGUGUACAAUUUAUACUCCUGGAAUACCACUACAACUACUAAAGCAAUCUCUCAGUUUACAAUCUUGGAUAUACGCAAUGAAAGCAUAAGCUAUUCCAGGCUGGGCAAAAGGCAUAAAUCUUGUCUCCGUGACCUGAGUUAACCAUAGAAGAAGAUAUUGUUAUCGUAUGUUAGAAUUUAGUGCUUAUGAAAAUUACUUACAGAAAACAACAACAACAAUUUCUUGGGGUUUUCAAAUGUAUAUUCAGAAUUCUUUUGUUGUGUAUAAGAUGUACAAGAAAUAUCGAAAUAGACUUAACAAAGUUAAAUAACCAGCAAAGAAUAGUUAUUUCAAUAGUAAAUUUAAUGAAGCUAAAGUUAAUAUCAGGGCUACAUCAACAAAUUAAAAGAGAGUGUAGCACACACAUCAUUUCAAACAAAAUGAACAAACAGUCACUGAUCCACAUUUGAUAGUCGAAAAUUUCAAUGACUAUUUUGUAAAAAUAGAACCAAAUCUGGCUAAAGAAAUACCAACCCAUCACAAUUCCUUUAGAAGUUUUUUUUAAAGCAAAGAUGUUCUGCUUCAGUGUUUCUAGAUCCAGUAACAGAUGACGAAGUUUUUAACGAGAUAAAACAAUUAAAUGUAAAUAAGUUCAGUGGCCAGAUGCACUUAAAAUUGCCCUUGUAGCACCAGUAUAUGAGGCAAUGAUAAGUAUACUUUUUCGAAUUACAGCCCAAUAUCCGUAUUACCUUGCUUCUCUAAGAUACUAGAAAAAACUAUGUAGAAAAGAGCUAUUAGGUUUAUCAAUAAGCACGAUCUUUUGUCCAGAUAUCAUUAUGGAUUCAGGGCAAGCCACUCUACUCAGCAACUGGCCAUAGAACUUGUUGAUAAAUUAACACAGGCAAUUGAAAGAAAUAAAUUUACACUUGGAAUAUUCUUAGAUCUUUCAAAGGCAUUUGAUACUGUGAAUCAUGAUCUUUUGUUAGAUAAACUUGAAUACUAUGGAUUCAGGGUGCUCUGUAUUAGAAUGUUUUCCUAACUAAUUAAGAAAUAGAAAACAAAUAGUUCAUUAUAGAUCAGUUAAGUCAAAAAGUUCCAUCAUUAUUACUGGUGUGGUUCCCCAGGAGUGUACCUUAGGCCCCUUGUUGUUUUUAACAUCUGUUAAUGACUUUUCAGAAAGUUCAAGUUUGUUAUCAUUUUUGUUGUUUGCAGAUGAUACUAAUUUAUUCAUCAGUGACAAAGAUAUUAAGAAAUUGUGACAAUGCUAAUUUAGAGCUUUGUAAAGUUGCAAAUUGGCUGGCUGUCAACAAGUUGUCAUUAAAUUUGAAGAAAACAAAUUUCGUAAUUUUUAGAGCAAAGACCAAAAAGCUGACAAACAUCUUAAGUACAAACAUCGGCAAUCAGAAUAUUGAGCAGGUAAACACCACAAAUUUCUUAAAAUUGAAUAUUGACCAAGAUCUCUCGUGGAAACACCAUAUUAAGAAAGUAGUAAUGAUAAGAGAAAGGAAUAAUGAUAACAGCAAGGCAUUUCUUACUGCUAAAAAUAUUGCAAACAAUUUAUUACGCCUUAGUUUACCCUUAGUUGACUUACUGUAAUAUCGUAUAGGCCAGAGCGUUUCCAACAAGGCUCGAGGAUAUAUAUGAUUCAAAGGAAAAUCGUUAGGAUUGCAACGUUUUCGAAAUUUACACCGGAAACAAGGCCCGUAUUCCAUUUUUUGUAUUUACUAACAAUAUAUGAGUUAAACUCUUAUCUUUUGGCAUUAUUCAUGUAUUCUUACUUUAGAGAACAGUAUGCCGCCAUCUUUUUCAGAUUACUUUUCGGAGAAUAAUACUAUUCAUUCCUAUAAUACAAGGUCCGCGAACAAAGUAUACACUAAGUAUGAAAGAACUAAUUAUAGACGUUUCUCAGUUAGAUACACAGGUGCUAUGAUAUGGAACAGUUUGCCAAAUACUUUGAAGGAAAUUAAGUCAUUGCAGUUGUUUAACAGAAAAUUGAAAUGUUUUGUUCAACAGAAAUAAACUGACUCUACAUAGUGGAACAUAUAAAGUGUAAUACUCUUGCUGCUUAGUAAUAUACAAGGCCACCAUAUUCGAUACGAAUGCAGGGGUGGAUCCAGGAUUUUUUUAGGAGGAGGUGCACUCGUCUAUUGCUCUACUUCAACACCAAUAAACCACAUAGAUUUUUUUUUUUUUUUAGCAGAAUACCAAUUGUAUUAGAAAACCGCAGGUCAUCUCAGGGGAGGGUGCGCACCCCCUGCACCCUCCCCCUAGAUCCGCCCCUGGAAUGUUUUAAAUACAUAAAUUAAAGAGGACCUCCCUAGAAAAGCUCAGCUCAGCUUGCAGAGAUCUCCUGGCAAUAGAUUAUGUUAUAGAUGUAAUACAUUAGUUAUUAAGUGCAAAUAAAAGAUUGAUUGAUUGAUAUAAUUUUCAAUCAGCGAAGUGUAUAUGGAUGCAGUGACGUGGGAGAAAGAAUUUCUGAAACUUUCCGAGAAGAUGACAACAGUGUUAAGUCACUUUACAAAGGUCAGUUGUAAAUUUCCAAUUCUGCGCGUUUUCUUAUAAUAUUAUACUUUUGAAAUCAAUUUAUGAUAGCAAUCACUCGGAGUUUUCUAUUUUAACUUGUUUCUUUGUUUUCUAGAGAAAUCUCUUGCUCUUCGCCAUGAUGUUCUUCGGUGCAUUCAGACUGAGUCGAGUGACCCCAAGGAAAUUGUAGUUCAAUUUCAAGAGUGUCUUCAGCUAACUCCAGCAGAUCUGAAAAAUCCAGAGCCCGAGACGCAGAGAUGGAUUCGGUAUCUCGCUAAUGAAGCUAAAUCUCAAAACAGAAGCGAAAUAAUUGAGUACUUAAGGACGAUAGUACCUGCCGGUACAACAGGUACGCCCGCAAAAACAACCAGGGGGACCCAACGAUGGUUUCCUCCCAAAUACAUUAAAAACACUUUUAGGCUAUCUACAAUACUCGUCACAAAUCGUUGAAACAGACACCGCUUCCCUUGAUUUUUCUAGAAAAUUAUUGAGAUUUACUCCUCACACUUUUGUUCUCACUGUAAUGUGCCUUCUCCCUCCCCAGUGUUGAGCCACGCCUAUUUUGAAGGACUGAGACCGCUGUAAUACCCAAAUCAACAUUGGGGAAGGGGAAACGCACACAAGUGUUUCAAGAUUUUUGACGAGGAUUGGAUUGUAGGGUAUUUUUAGAUAUCUAGAAAUGUAUUCUCAGUGGCGCUAUAAAGUUUGUAUCUGUUCGGUCUUCCAAUGGCAACUUAAGUCUUUUGGAAAUCAUUGGGGCUUCGGUAUAACUUUGCCGAAAAUUUUAGAUGCAGUUUAACGUUUUACGAGAGUUACGGAAUUUUGCUAAUUCCUCUUUUCAUCGCAUUUUUGAGCCGUAAUUGUUUAGAUCUGAAAAUGCUGGGCGUUGAAAAUUUAACAAUUAAUGAAUGAGGCUGAGUAUCUUGUGAAGAGGUAUCGAGAUCGAGGAGGGUGUUAUCCGUCGAGGCCGUAGUUGUUUUAUUAUUCAUUCAAAAUAAUUCCUUGUUUAAAAACAUAGCUAAAACAUGCUUACCUCCAUCGAUGUUAAGUUCAUCUUCGAUAGUGCACGUUUAGGGUUGUUCAGCUCCGCAAAUAUUCUCCAAAUAGCAGAUGUCACCCUUCACCUGAGAUGAGGCGUUAUUAUUAUUUUUUUGUUGCUUCUUUGGCCCGAGAGAGAAAAAAAUAACGCGUGAUACAUUUAUUUAACAAGCCGUCAACCGCCCCCCUAAUUUACAUAAUCUAACGUCUCCCUUGACUUGUCCUGUUAUCAGCCAAUCAGCGUUUACCAGACGGGAUCAAAAUUUGGCGGGAAUAAUGUCUCUUUUGAAAUUAAUUUUAAGGAAAUUAAAUUUUUAAGUACGUCCAUGUUCAGAUGGCGUUUCCUAAAAAAAAAUUUAAAUGUUUUUUUUGGGGGAUGACAUGGAGCUGCCGUACCUUUAUUUAACAGCUACAAACAAUAAAGAAUUUACUGGUAAAAGCUCGUUGACUUCGUUUUGUGCCGAAAGCAGUGAAAACAAAAUUGGGCUGAAGCACCAUAUUUCAAGAACUAAAAAGUGUCGUGGAAGCGAAGAUCGCUCAGAAUGAUUCGCAGGUUUCUGAAGGAGGAGUUAAGGUCAAACCAGGUCAAGAUUCCAACCAUGAAUUGAUUAUUUGAAAAGUGAACCCGUUUGUCGCCUCUGUAACUUGUAGCCGGUAUCAAAUUGCAUUCAAAUGAUAGGUGAAUUUUUGACUGCAGCUUUUAAGUAUACGAUGAGAUGGAAAAUAUUUCAACGGAUGAAAUUUCUAUUUAGACAUUCUACAAAUUCAAGAAAACUGAGCCGGCAGAAAUUUGUUAACGAACUCGCGUGUGUAUUCACUGCUCAUUUAUACGCAAGCAAAAAUGCAGACUGAAAUCAACAACAACUAACUGAUGGCAGGAUUUUGGCCAAUCGGAACAGAGCAAAUCAUCCGUAUUGUUUCCUAUCCAAUCAGAAAAAAGUCCAGAUUCUGGCUUUUUUGCAUGUGAUCUGUAAAAGAAAUGUAUCAUGCCCUCCUCCCGAAAGCAGAUUACAGAGAUAAAGGGAGAGGGUAUGAUCGCAGGGUAGUGGUCUUAUUGCUGUUCUUUUUGUUUUUUUAGCUAUUCUUUCGACGAGUUCCUACUUUUGGAACAAGUGGAAUGUCCACCAUUUUUCUUUUCACAACCAAAACAACUCAACCUCGUCCCCAGGUCCUCUCGGUUAACGGUGCAUUAACCUGCAAGGAAGCUGUACUUUUGACGUCAUCGGUUGAUUAAUCGCAAAAUUUUUCCAAAUUUGGUUAUCAGUAGCUGGUUAUGAAUCGAAUCGGGGAAGUAUUUUGUAGGAAUAAUAAUAAUUAGUAACUAUUCCCCGAUAUAACGAGCACCUUGAUUAUUUUUCAGAAAAACUCGUUAAAUAGAGGUUUUCGAUAUAACGAACCCUCGAUAUAACGAAGAAAUUUCCCCAGCCCCUUAGCACUUCGUUAAAUCGAGGUUCCACUGUAACAAACCAGUAUUUUCACAUGUGAAGAUAUCAUGUUUUCGCCACCUUUCGGAUCUUCAAAAAAUGUUCAUGUUGACUUUAACCAACUUUGCAGCAUGUACAGAUGUAGUAGUUUGUGUUUAUACUGUGUUGUUUGGUAAAUAGGUCCCUUGUUGGAUGAAAACCUUGAUGUGCGGUGCAUUCCCUUCAAGAUAAGAAAGGAACUAACAGUUGAACUUUCUGGUAGGUGUUAUUUGUUGUUUCCACCAAGGUUCUCACAUGUUUUGCCAACAUUAAUCAACUUUGUUAUUUAGAUAUGUUGAUCCACACGUGGAAUUGUCAAAGUAAAUAUCAAGACUAAGAAGAUUAACAAAUCGGUCUAUACCGUACUCUUAUCUACCAUGGAGAUGACGUUAAAGUGUUCAAAACUCAAGCGUUAAAAUUUCUCGGAAAAUCGCGUGCGCAAGAAAGAGGAAAAUAUUGCCCCAUCACAUCAUUUCCAUGGGCUGUAAUCUUAUCGAACACAGCUUUGGGUUAAUCAGCGAGCGAGAAAUCGUUCAGUUGCUAUAAAAAGAAUAAUUAGUAAAUGCGAGAAAUAGUGAAAAGUGAAAACUUGCCGAUAUAUGAUAGUUACAUAUUAGUGUCUGAUAUACAUGUCAGGUAUUCAAACAACAAAAGCAACAAUUGAUGUACAGAAAAAUGGUUCAAUCGAAGGUUGAGACUCCCAAGUGAAACUCCUGAAGCGAUAUUUUACGGAAAAAGACAAUACACAACAACAACCGAUUUGCCGGCCUUGAUCGUUUUGAACUUUUAUACAGACCUGAUGAAUUCAAGUCCACAAAACUUCGUUUGCUCUAGACAAAUUAAAGAAGGCUAAAUAAACGCAUUGGAGUUUGAAAGAACACAAGUCUUUUUAGGUGAUCUUUACACUGCCAUCGUCUUCGUGGUUGCUCAUGCUCCCUAUUUGAUCCCCAUACACGAUUGAAAAAUGUUUAAUCUUCGCGUAUUAAGCAAUAUUACCGGUAACUGAGCUUGACUUAAAUUGUUUAAGUAUAUGCAUACGAAGUGAUCUCAACAGAAUCAGAAAGGAAACUGUUAGCAAAAACGAUUAGUUUGAUUGACGGGUGAAUUUAUGCGUGAACAUAAAAGCCGAAAACAGUAGAUGCGCAGAAGUUAGAUCUUAAGAGUGUCUUCACACAUGGCAAAUCAUUACAGGCGACAAGAGGAGCCCUCAAUCCUAAUCUCUAGGGUGUUUUACGCAUGCGUCGCAUAUAUGUUGCCAGCAUUCGUUUGGACUUCCACUAAGAAUGAAUGGAAUGCACAUAACGCAAUUUGAUCACGCGCGUUUGGACCUUCGAUCACUCGUAAUCUGAUCACGCGUGUUUUGACCGUCUGUCACGUGAAACUUUCGCAAAGCACACAGUUGGAGCAGAAGCGUUUUAACCUUCGAUCGUUGUCGCCCGCACUCCGUAACCUUUGGUUAUUAGAUUUACUAGUAUAGUUUUAAUCUUUUUGUAAGCUUUACCAUCAAUGGUUUGCAAUAAAACGUGGAAAGUUUAAAUUACCAUUCCCUCUACCUACCCCCGCCCCCCCCCCACCAUCUCUUCCAAAUGCUGUCAACACCGGCUACGAUCGAGGUGAGAGGAGUAUCUGCAGUGUUCUUUGCCUUCUUGCUGGCAUUUACAAUGUUCGGAAAUAUUUGUCUUCUUUUGUAUGAAGAUAUUAUCGUCCGGCAGUGAUGAUUGUAAUUUAAGCAAUUGCAAAUUAACCCGAAAUAAAAUUUCGGGACUUCAACGGGACCGGGAUUCGAAACCAUGGCCUCUGCUGAUGUGAACUGCGCAAAAUAACACAAAUUUUAUAUGAAGUUAUGAUUGUCGCAGUGGCAAGUGCAAUGAGCAGUCGCAAAUUAACCCGAAAAAAUAUUUCGGGACUUCAACGGGAUUCGAGCCUUCCAUUUUUUCUCCAUAAAUUAACUUCUAUUUAUAGCGGAGCUCCCGCGCGCGCGAAGCACCAUGGUUAAGAAAAUUUGGUAAACUAUCCAUCCGAGAAAAUUUGGUUAUGACGUAGAGUACGCCCACCCGUACACACACUUCAUGUAAGCCGAUGUCAAAUGUCACAGUAGAUCUUGCACAACUUGACUAGCCUCUUAGUUAUGUAAGCCAUCCAUAUGAGUACGAUUAGAUUGACAGCUGUCAAAAUCAGACAUCCGCUGACAAUUAUCACAUGACCAUCUCGCGGGCUCAGAUAAAAGACCAGUCGUUUUACCCCUAUAUAUAAGCUGACAUAAUAUGUCACACUUACCAAUUCAACAUAAAAACGAAACUACCCUGGGCAAGGCUGUCAGUUGAUUGACAGUCGUUUAAAGUUACAUUGGCAAGCCAAAUUAAGUUCAAUUGACAGCUGUCAAAAUGGGACAUGUGCAGACCACAAUCAGAAAACUAGUAACGUGGGCUCAGGUUCGCUCAGGUACACGAUCUGGCAUUUUCCACUACAUGCCGGACGGAUAUGUCCUACUCACACUUCGAAUAUUCGAAUAUUCGCCAUUCUAAUGAAGGUUAAUUGACAGCUGUCAAACUAGAGUAUACGCUGACCAUCAUCACCUGAGUGGAUCGCGGGCUCAUUUUUCUAUCCAUUGAGGUCACGUAGUGUUUAAAGUUUUGCGCAUAUAUUUUAUUUGAUCACAGGCUCAAUUCGAAGCCCCAUAGCUUUAUAGAAAAUCUGUCCAUCCUAGAAAAUUCGGCAAGCACGUGACCGUACACCGACCACCCGACCUUCCGUCUGUCCGCACCACAGGCAUACCAAUGUUUCUGCUGACCAGUAUCGCCUGACCGUAUCGCGGGGUCAGGUAUAGACCCUCUGAGUUCGAGUAAUUUUUUGAAGGUAUCCGCUGACAAGUUGCUACUUUUCAAAUGAUCGCAGGCUCAAGUUCAAUUUUUUUAAAAUGCAUAUGAAAUAAGUCGUGUUCAUUAGCCGCACUUUUAAAAUGUUGAUUUCGAACUGACCUCGGACACGAAAAUUCAACCGGCUUUUACAUUUAAAUGCAGGGAAGGCAAUCGCUUUUGACUUUUCUCACUGUCAUGUGUUCAUCACGCUCUACGUCCAAUUUUUGUGUUCUGAUUGGUCAAAAUUUGACAGGUGAGUUUAUGGGGAAAAUUUAUGCAGCGUCUGGAAACUUGCUUACUGAUAGCUGGAGCUGACAGAGUUUUGUGUCAUCUUGUGAUGUUUUAAACUGUCUUUUUCUACUUGGUGUACAAAAUGAAAUACAGCUGCUAUCAACAUUGUUCUGUAAUUCGUGGCUGGUUUGCUUAUUGCGCUUUUUGUUGACAAAUGCACCGCUUGUCAAAGUCAUUGGAAAUCCGAUUUCGGAUGGCAUCGUUUUCUCACUUGAGGCGUAAGAGGGUUGAAAAGUCUCAAGCGAUUCUGGAACACUUGAAGACCUUCAGAAGCAGCAUCUCGACUGGUAAGCCUGAGCAAUUAUUGUCUUUGAUGUGUUUUUUUUUCGGUUUCCUGAAGUCGAGCGUAUGUUUUAUGCGGCUUAAGUUUAUACACGAGCAAUUAUCUAACCUACAAUAGUAUCAGGUUUAAAAAGCCUUUAGACACUUUUUGACCCGCAAAUUCAAAGAAAAGGUUCCGAAGAUUAUUUAGUAAUGAUUUUGGCAGUAAACAGAAAGCUCUGAUGGAUUUUCUUGCCUCGAGUUCAUCUUGAAAAAGAGAAAACACCGGGAAGCCGGCUUAAAACAUAAAUAAGCUUAUGCUUACCUGACUCAUGAUUUUCUGAGACACUUUACUCGCAAUACUUCUCUUCGUGAAUGAAAAUUAUUGCCUCUGUACAUGUUUCACCGAAUUAAAUUUAUUUUAUUGAUUGUUAGUAGUCCCUCUCGCAAUUUUUAUCGCUGCACCGGUUUUUUAUUUUUAAUUUCCAGUCGAACAUAAACAUCGCUUGCAAGAAUACUCAAAACGCCGCGCGUAAAUAUCACUCGCUUUUAAAGAUUACACAUAAAAAAAUCAUGCACAGUUUAAUGAAUAAAGGAGAGUAAAGCCUAAACAUAACAAUUUCUCUAUCAUGUUGAAGCGUGAAUGGUAACUUUUUGACCCGCAAAUUCAAAGAAAAGGUUCCGAGGAUUAUUUAGUUAUGAUUUUGGCAGUAAACAGAAAGCUCUGAUGGAUUUUCUUGCCUCGAGUUCAUCUUGAAAAAGAGAAAACACCGGGAAGCCGGCUUAAAACAUAAAUAAGCUUAUGCUUACCUGACUCAUGAUUUUCUGAGACACUUUACUCUCAAUACUUCUCUUCGUCAAUGAAAAUUAUUGCCUCUGUACAUGUUUCACCGAAUUAAAUUUAUUUUAUUGAUUGUUAGUAGUCCCUCUCGCAAUUUUUAUCGCUGCACCGGUUUUUUUUUUUUAAUUUCCAGUCGAACAUAAACAUCGCAUGCACGAAUACUCAAAACGCCGCGCGUAAAUAUCACUCGCUUUUAAAGAUUACACAUAAAAAAAUCAUGCACAGUUUAAUGAAUAAAGGGAAGUAAAACCUAAACAUAACAAUUUCUCUAUCAUGUUGAAGCGUGAAUGGUAACUCUAUUAAUCGCACUGCAAAUUUGGUGCCUGUCAAAAGUGAGAACCCGUCCGGCUUGCCGAAAAGUUAUUUGGGAAUUUUUUUUUAUCGUUUUCAUUAAAAGCCCAUAAUUAUUACCCUGCAUAUCUAGGACCAGAUUUUUCUAACUGAAAAGUCCCGGCAUUAUAGAAUUCUUUUCAUGAAAACGUUUUACAAUUCAAUGCUAUAAUUUGUUGUGCAAACGAAGCGCGUGCUUGUUCGUUGUGGAUAUUGAAUGAGUGCAAAUUCUCUUGCAAAAUUGUGAAAAACUGCAGAAUUAUAGGUUUAAAUAGAGCAAAAAAGAACAAAUUCUGUCCGAGGUCUGUAUGAUAAAAAAAGGGCCUCAUAGUACUGUUUACCUGAGACGUGAUGAGAAAAAGUAUGUUUAAAAGGCGGGUUUACACGCCACCAGAUUCGUCGCCAAGAUUUACUAGUAAACUAAACUUUUCGAACACAAAAAAUCCGGCCUGAUUUUUUUAUUUUGGCCUCCCUUUUAGACAGAGGAAUGCAACCUGUAAAUUGGCUGCCACCAAGGACUAUCGUGGCGCGUGUGUUUCUUAAAAUUAUAAUUCGAGGUUAUCCAAUUAUCCAUAGUCACAUUAUGAUGCAACAGCUAAUGCAAAUACAAUACACGAAUAGGUCUAUUUGUUUUCCAGGCCUAAUCUACUGUGAUCGAACAUGAUUGCUAUUUUUCGGUGUACAAAUAAGACUAUUUAAUAACUCGAUGUAAAAUUUGUUGCACUCUUAGACGGUCAAAUUCUGAUUUUUCUCUAAAAUCACUCAGCCUUUGCCUCAAAAGUCAAAUGAAUGUGCCCUGAUCUGUGGAUUACAAUUGCAAGUUUAUUGUUUGAUUUAAAUUAUGAAUUUAUUAACGGGAGCUUCGCUUUUAGCCCUGGCUAAAUCUAUAUAUUAGGCAAAAUUGGUCUUGCGAGGAAAUCCUGUGUUCUCAAAAAAAUGACAAAGCAACCUCGUUUUCCUCUUUAGUGAUUAAUAUUGCUUCGAGCGUAUAAAAAGUCUGCUACAGUAAAUCACUUCAUAAUAAAUCAAGCUGUUCAAACACCAUGACAUCUUUUCUUACCCUCAAAAUCGUCAACACCAGGAUAUUCUUGUAUUUUCCAAAAAAACUCUGAAAAUUUGUUAAAACACCCAGUUCACGACUGCGAUUUCGUUUUGCUUUAUAUUUACCCCCCUAGCGCGUUGAAUAUUUAACAAUUAUUCCUUGAGCCCGAAUGAGCUCUGAAUGAUCAAUAGCCCAUGAGGCCGAAGACCGAAUGGGCCAUUGACUCAGAGGCCAUGAGGGCGCUAGUAAAAUCCAACUAGUUGGUCAAAGAUAUCGAGAAUAAAAAAAAAUAGCUAGUUAAAGCUGGACUUUAAUCCUUUUUUGCCGCCAGAAUGCCGGCGCUUUUCGCUACUAGUGGGCUAUAAUAUAUAGCCUAGUAGUGUAGCUCAACCAAAGAGAACGCAGCAUUGAUAAUAAACUACUAGCUGGAUUUUACUAAAACGUCAUAGUCCGAGAUAGCAAACCAAUCAGAUUGCUUGAAUCACCAAGAUCACUGAGUGUAUUUAACAAUUAUCCCACGAGUACGCGUUUGAUAGGAGAUGGUAGAUGGCCAAAGAGGCGCUUAGCGCCUCGUUGGCUAUAAUCAUCUCAUAUCCCACAAGCGCGAAUGGAAUAAUUGUUUUAUUGAAACGCCCACCAAAUAUCGAGAAUUCUUCCCGACCUUAUUUGUAAAAACAACCGAUUUUCAGCAUGUUUUUAACUUUGAGCAGACGCGUACAGUUACCAUAUUUGGAGAGCAUGGCAUAUUGGCUCAUAUACCAUAAUGUCUAAGCCAACCAGUGCUCUAGAAUUGCAUUAUCCAAUGAUUCAGUUUUUAAUAAAUUCUGCCAGAUACUUUUGUCUCUCAUAUUAAAGUGAACACAUCGUAUUUAUCACCCUUACAAAAAUUCAGGUUUUUCUUAGUGUUAAUUCAACAAGUCUUAGAUUAAAAUCAUAGCUAAGGCUAACUAAUUCUAGACAGCAGGUCUUUCCUUACAAGCGCAACUGUUUCUUUUCAUUUUUUUUAAACGUAUUUCAUUGACGAAGUUUGCCCUAAGAGUAAAAAGAAACUCAUUGAGGGGGCUCACUUCAAAUUUCCAUAUACUUUCGGAUAAAAAAGAAUCUAAAACUUUAAAUUUGUUUUUUGUUACCAGGUGGAGAUGAAUGGAAACAGCUUGCAGAGAGCUUUGGCAUGUCUUAUAACGAGAUCCGCUUGCUGGACAAGCGAACCUUCAUUCCGUGUGACGUUGUACUUGAUCUUAUAGCAAAUCACCGCAAUUUAAUCGUCGGGGAACUUUAUGACAGACUGGUGAAGAGCGGACUUCCAGGAUCAGCCGACUUACUGUAAAUUAUGAUAAAUUAUGUUUUGUUAACAGGUCUUAACAUUUUGCUUCGAGCACAUUUUUUCCCGUGCAGUUGAUCAGCCAGUCGAUAUUUAAAGAGAGGCAUUUAUGGAAGUUAAGAAAUUAACCUGUGUUUUAUAUCCUCAUUGCUCCC